GUUGCUUCGCCACGGAAUUGUGCUCCCUUCCUCUCUCUCUCUCUCUCUCUCUCUCUCCAGUUCCAAGAUCCAAACUUUGACCCCUGCAGAAGUUCCAAAUCUCAUCUUUUUUGAUCCCCAGUCGAAUCCAAAUCCAUCCCACGUCGGAAAGAUCCUGCCUUUAUCAGUGUUACCGGGUCAAAAUCUCACCUUUAUCGGGAAAUUGCUGCCGCGACGACGGCGAUGCUCGGUAGGUAGGCACUCCCGCCGAUGUCGAUCGUCUGCGGCAUCCCCCUCCUCGAGUGCGUCUACUGCCUGGCGUGCGCCCGCUGGGCGUGGAAGCGCUGCCUCCACAGCGCUGGCCACGACAGCGAGACCUGGGGCCUCGCCUCUGCCGACGAGUUCGAGCCCGUGCCCCGCCUCUGCCGCUACAUCCUCGCCAACUACGAGGACGACCUCGACAACCCCCGCCACGCGCUGCCGGGACUGGAGGCCGUGAACCCCCGAUGGGUGGUGCGCAAGAAGUCGUAUCGGGACACUCACCGCCGCGCACCGCCUUACCUGAUCUACCUCGAUCACGAUCAUUGCGACAUAGUCGUCGCAGUGAGAGGCCUAAACUUGGCCAAGGAGAGCGACUACGCCGUCCUGUUGGAUAAUAGCCUGGGGAAGAGGAAGUUCGAUGGAGGGUAUGUGCACAAUGGCCUGCUGAAGGCGGCGGGGUGGGUAUUGGACGCCGAGUGUGAUAUCCUGAGAGAACUGGUGGAGAAGCAUUCAAACUACACGCUUACUUUUGCGGGGCAUUCUCUGGGGUCGGGAGUGGCCGCAAUGUUAGCCAUGGUGGUCGUCCAAAACAGAGACAAGUUGGGAAAUGUGGAGAGGAAGAGGAUUAGGUGCUUUGCGAUUGCGCCCGCAAGGUGUAUGUCGUUAAACCUGGCUGUCAGAUAUGCAGAUAUAAUUAACUCUGUUGUACUUCAGGAUGAUUUCUUACCUAGAACAGCUACUCCAUUGGAAGACAUUUUCAAGUCUCUCUUCUGCUUGCCUUGUCUGCUAUGCCUAAGAUGCAUGAGGGACACAUGUAUUCCUGAAGACGUGAAGUUAAGAGAUCCAAGAAGGCUUUAUGCACCUGGUCGGCUUUAUCACAUUGUUGAAAGAAAACCAUUCAGGUUUGGAAGAUAUCCACCAGUUGUUCGAACAGCAGUACCAGUCGAUGGGAGAUUCGAGCAUAUCGUUCUUUCCUGCAAUGCCACAUCUGAUCAUGCUAUAAUUUGGAUAGAGAAAGAAGCGCAGAGGGCCUUAGAUAUGAUAUUUCAUAAGGAACAGACCAUGGAGAUUCCAGCAAAGCAGAGGAUGGAGAGGCAGGAAACACUAGCCAAAGAACACAGAGAGGAGCACAAGGCAGCCCUAAGAAGGGCCGUUACAUUGUCUGUUCCAGACGCCUUUUCGCCAACAGCCUAUGGCACAUUUGAUGAGAAAACUAGUGAGGCGGAAGAUGAUGAUUCGCAGGCCUCCUCUACCAGGAGCCGGCAAAGGAUGAGUUGGAAUGAGCUGAUCGAGCGAAUUUUUGAGAAGGAUGAAUCCGGACACAUGGUGCUUCGCAAAUCGACAUCAAACGGUUGAUACUUCUUUUUGUCAACACAAGGUUGGCAUUUGCCAGUUGUUCAUGUGCUCAACAACUUUUGGACAUCUUUGUUUCUCUUUUUCUUUGCUGUCAAUAAGUCAUCUAUUUUUCAUAUUCUUGAUGCAUGUAUGAGUGAGUAAAAGAAGAUAAAAGAUGAUGUCUCAAGCUUUCUGUUGGUUCAAUAUUAUUUCAGUUGAUGUGUAAUAACAUUGAUGCUUAAUGCAACUCAUCUUCCGACUA
This is a messenger RNA of Musa acuminata AAA Group (dessert banana), 1837 nucleotides long. RefSeq lists its product as uncharacterized. The transcript is spliced from 5 exons. The record is from RefSeq and is a predicted model, not a curated record. Gene Ontology annotation, biological process: lipid catabolic process. The coding region runs from base 250 to 1596 and encodes 448 amino acids. NCBI's taxonomy places the organism in Eukaryota, Viridiplantae, Streptophyta, Magnoliopsida, Zingiberales, Musaceae.